AUGUCUAUUUCAAAGUCUCGGUUGUCUGGCCUGCUUGGUCAUUUCACAGGUUCAACGCUGCCUAUUGAACACCGAGUUAAUACCCAUCCGCUAUCCCCGACUUUCUUUCUUCCUCGUGCUGCUGCCAUUGAACCCAAUGCUGAGGCAAUCUACCAUGUAACCACCAACAACAAGAUCCUUCGCAGGAGCUACGGUGAGAUCGCAGACCGAGCGAGGGGCGUGGCUUACUUCCUCAAGAAACAUGGGUUGAGCAGAGUGGGGAUACUCUGUCCAAAUACCCCAGCAUUCCUUGAGUCGAUUUUCGGAAUUGCCGCAGCUGGCGCUGUCAACAUCGCUGUCAAUUAUCGCCUGAAACAAGAAGAUAUUGCUUAUAUUUUUGAUCAUGGUGAUGUAGAGGCGGUCAUCGUCGACGAGGAAUAUGUUCCACUUCUGGAGAACUAUCGAUCCAAAUACCCCCGCAUUCCUAUAAUCGUAGAUACCGACACUGACGCAACGGAGGGUGAGCUGACAGGUCCCUUCGAUGAGGCUGUUUUGGAAGGCCUUAGGUACGAUAUCGACACAGGUUCUCGGGGCUGGGAAGGACUCGAGAGUCAUGCUGCUGAUGAAGAGUCCACACUCGCGUUGGCAUAUACCAGCGGGACUACAGCCCGUCCCAAGGGCGUCGAGCUCACUCAUCGGGGCUGCUACCUGGCAACAUUGGGAAACGUCAUUAAAACUGGUCUGAACCACCACCGCGGACGUGCCCGUUAUCUAUGGACGCUACCCAUGUUUCACGCUAUGGAUUACCCCGAAAUCUGGAGGUUACUGAAAGAGGAGCACAUCACUCAUUUCAAUGCUGCACCGACUGUCAACACCUUGCUCUGCAAUGCGAAAGAAGCAGAGAGGCUGGCCGAGCCUGUCCGCGUCACAGUGGCAGCAAGCCCGCCAACGCCCCUUCUCUUCGAGCAAAUGACCAACCUUAACUUGCAUCCUAUACAUGCCUACGGAAUGACGGAGACAUACGGCCCGAUCACUAGGGGCUACUAUUUGCCAGAAUGGGACGCGCUCCCUCUCAAGGAGAAAUACCAGAAGAUGGCCCGCCAAGGCCACGGCUUUAUCACAAGUCUUUUAGCUCGGGUCAUCAAGACCGAAGUCCCUGAAGGGACCAUCGCCGAUGUCCGCAAGGAUGGCCAGGAGAUUGGCGAGAUUGUUUUUGUUGGAAAUGCCUGUGCCCGAGGAUACUACAAGGACCCCGAGUCAACCCAAAAACUCUUUGCAGGAGGCGUAUUGCACUCCGGAGACUUGGCUGUCUGGCAUCCGGAUGGUGCGGUUCAGAUUCUUGAUCGCGCAAAGGAUAUUAUCAUCAGUGGCGGCGAAAAUAUCUCCUCCGUUGCACUUGAAUCUAUGCUAGUCAUGCAUCCUGACAUUUUGGAGGCUGGUGUUGUUUCUGUUCCUGACUCCCAUUGGGGCGAACGACCCAAAGCCUUUGUUACGGUGAAGGAGGGCAAGAGCCUCAAAAGCUCAGAUUUGAUUGACUGGGCUCGAAAUUCCAGCGGAAUUAGCAAGUUUAUGAUUCCUCGAGAAGUGGAAGUGGUUACUGAACUACCUAAGACCAGCACUGGUAAAAUCCAGAAGAACAUCUUGCGUGACUGGGUGAAGGGCUCAACAAAAGCUUAG
Penicillium digitatum Pd1 is the source of this 1656-nucleotide messenger RNA. The record is from RefSeq and is a predicted model, not a curated record. NCBI's taxonomy places the organism in Eukaryota, Fungi, Ascomycota, Eurotiomycetes, Eurotiales, Aspergillaceae.